Molecule: messenger RNA, 3111 nt
Organism: Xyrauchen texanus (razorback sucker)
Lineage: Eukaryota; Metazoa; Chordata; Actinopteri; Cypriniformes; Catostomidae
Exons: 4
Coding region: 833-1486 (217 amino acids)
Molecular function (GO): catalytic activity
Source: RefSeq, a predicted model, not a curated record
UGUUUUAUUGGGCAUACAGUCUCUCUCCUGACUAUGCCAAUUUAGAACCUGUUACCCCAGCACUAGACCAGUAAUAUUGACUUUGUGUUCCCGGCCUGUAUACUCUCUGCUAAAUUAAGGCAGGAGAAGCGAUCUAUCUACAGGAGUCUGCAGUUGUAUGUAAGUGUGUUUAUUUAAUAGUUUUUAACAUUGUUAUAGUGGUAUUCAUUGCUAGAUCAGGUGCUGUUUGUUUACUGUCUUGAACGUGGGUCGCUUAGACGUGUGUUUGGUGUGUGUGCGCUAUAUUUGUGUUGACUUGUCCCAUAGUAUUCGCUGAUUUUUAUUGUUUAAACUUGUCACGUAGGAUUCGUUGCUAGAUUUGCUUAGACUUCGGGUUGGUUAUCCUGUGUGUGUGUAAAAAUGUCGUCGUUUUAGUGUCUGCAAACAGUGCUUCACUUGUUUUAGAGUAUUAUUUAUUGCUAAAGUGCAGCAUAAUUUAUUUGCGCUGUACAGAAGUUGCGUUUGUUCCCGCGCAACCCUGAGUUUCGGUUUCGGGUGACCACGUGACUAGCUUUGUUGUGAUAAGUAGCAUUAAGGCGUGGCUGCUUUUUUCCACUGAACGGCUCGUAAAAGUGGUUAUUUAUUGGACUUAAUGCUGACGCGGAAGCGGCAGCGGAAGUGGUGGCCCUCGUGUGAAGCCCUCCUCGUGUGAAGACCUACUUGGGUAAAGACCUGCGAGUCUACCUGUGCGAGUCCACCGAGCAAGGACACUGACAAUGCUCCACUCACCAAAGCACUUAAGUAUUUUUCUGUUCUAUCUCUUUUAUUAUUUUACUUAUACAUACAUACUAACAUGUCUAGUUCACUAAUAACACAUGCCUUCAAGCACAUCCCUGUUAUCUGUUGUAGACCAUUCACAAGAUACAGAUGCAAGACAAAACGCAACCCACACAACCUACGGCCGCUUUGCACUUCAACACCUGCUCCACUCUCGUUCUCAGUGGGACACUGGAACUGCCAGUCUGCUGUGAACAAAGCUGCCUUCAUUCUAGCUUUCGCCAUGCAGUCCACCCUCAGCAUCCUGGCACUGACAGAGACAUGGAAACAUCCUGAGGAUACAGCAACACCUGCUGCUCUCUCCAACAACUUCUCCUUCUCCCACACCCCUCGACAUACUGGUCAGCUGACAAGCUUUCUUGAGGAAUUGGAUGUCCUGCUGUCCUCCUUGCCAGAGGAUGGCAGGCCACUUGUGGUUCUUGGUGAUUUCAACAUACACCAAAACAAACCCCAGGCCAUUGAACUGAAUACUCUUCUGGCCUCAUUUGACUUGGAAAGACUACACACCACAGCAACUCACAGGCCAGGCAACCAGCUGGACCUCAUUUUUACACACCAGCACGGACUACACCACCCAGCCCCUGGCUGUCUGACGUCCUUCGUAAACAUCGGACUGAUCUCAGGGCAGCUGAGAGGAGAUGGCGGAAAUCUAAAGAUCCAGCUGAUCUAGCCCAACGACACCACAGUGACCGCUCGAAUCGCUGCCUGUCUGGCAGACAUCUCAGCCUGGAUGAAGGAACACCACCUUCAACUCAACCCUGCCAAGACCGAACUCCUUGUCUUUCCAGCCAAACCGGCUGUUGAACACAACAUCACCGUGCAGCUGGGUCCAACUACAGUUUCGCCUUCCAAAACGGUCAGAAAUCUAGGGGUAACCAUUGAUGAUGAGCUAAAUUUCACAGACCACAUUUCAAAAACUGCAAGAUCAUGUAGAUUUACACUCUACAAUAUCAGGAAGGUAAGACCCUUCCUCUCUGUACAUGCCACACAACUGCUCGUUCAGUCCCUUGUCAUAACUAACUGGACUACUGUAAUGCUCUCAUUGCAGGCCUUCCUGCAUGUGCUAUUAGACCUCUCCAAAUGAUCCAGAAUGCAGCAGCACGUCUGGUCAUUAAUGAACCUAAGAGAGCACAUAUUACACCACUCUUUGUCUCUCUCCACUGGCUGCCGGUUCAUGCACGUAUUAAAUUCAAGGCCCUGAUCCUGGCAUUUAAAGCAGUCACUGGGUCUGCUCCAGCAUACCUAAAAAAAUGUAUGCAGAGCUACGUUCCCACCAGAAGCCUGCGGUCGGCUAAGGAACGUCGCCUUGUCGUACCAAAACAAAGAGGCACCAAAACACUUUCCCGGACUUUCAGUUUCAUCAUACCACGGUGGUGGAAUGACCUUCCCAACUCAAUCUGGGAAGCUAACUCACUCUCUAUCUUCAAAAAACGGCUAAAAACACAUCUUUUCCAAAAGCACUUAACCGGUCACAAAAAAAAAAAAAAAAAUAAAUAAAAAAAAAAAAAAAAUAUUUACAUUUCUUGUUGCACUUAAAUCUGUUUUGUAUACUAUUAUGAUGAUAGUGAAACUUUUUAAUAUGGCACUUUUUGUACCACUGUCUCCCUAAGAUGAUUCGCUGAUGUUCCUCCUCUUUUGUAAGUCGCUUUGGAUAAAAGCGUCUGCCAAAUGAAUAAAUGUAAAUGUAAGGCAAUGACCCAAAGCUUGGGAUCCAUGUUUACUUCAUGGGGAUGCACAUGAUGUUAUUGCUGGAUAUUACAUCACUUUUACAACUCCAAAACGUUGAUUAAUGAUUUGACAUUUCAAGAUGACUCUUAUUGAUGACAAAUAUUUUAACCAGAAUUAUCUGUGGUUCAACAUGCUUUGUCUCUAGGCUGUAAACAGUAGGGACAAGAAAAGUUAGAGGCAGACAGAGAUUCAAAAAUGUAAUGGAAAAUAAACAAAUACUAAAUGAACAAAAUCCACCAAUAAAUACUCUGUCGUUAUGCUUAAUAGGGAUCCUGACUGAGGCUUGGUGUUCAUUGAUCGUAUACCAGAAUUUUAUUGGAGGGAUUUUAUCAAUUUAAAAAUUCCACAAUGGGGAAAUGUUUUAUUUCUCUAUUGUCAGGAGUUAUUUAUAGCCAAAGUGGGGGGCCCGUACACAUAGAACAGAAUCACUCAGUGCCCAACACACAAGUGAAAUAAAACGAAAACAGCCAAUAAGUAAUUAAAAUAAUCUGUAAAUUAAUGGGUUGCAGAUAAUAACGUCUAGGUUACGUAUGUAACCUCCGUUCCCUGAUGGAGGGAACGAGACGU